Fulvia fulva is the source of this 843-nucleotide messenger RNA. RefSeq names its product NEDD8-specific protease 2. The transcript is spliced from 2 exons. Gene Ontology annotation, biological process: proteolysis. The record is from RefSeq and is a predicted model, not a curated record. Lineage: Eukaryota; Fungi; Ascomycota; Dothideomycetes; Mycosphaerellales; Mycosphaerellaceae. Gene Ontology annotation, molecular function: cysteine-type peptidase activity; deNEDDylase activity. Bases 1 to 843 code for a protein of 280 amino acids.
AUGCCUCUGCAGAAACACAACAAUAGCAGCAGCUCGCGCUCGUCGCCCUCUGGCUUCCACCCCUUCGGCGGCCGCGUGUCGAGACACUUCGGCGAUUCGCUAUCGCCAGAAGACGCAUACCUCAGCUAUUACGAUGUGCGACUGACGCGCGAAGACGUGGACUCGAUCAAGGGCGACUGGCUCACAGACAACGCGAUAUCCUUCUGGCAGGAAUACCUCGAGCGCGAGAAACUCACUCACUACCCGCAAGCGCACAUCGUCCUCCUCAGACCCUCCAUGAGCUUCAUGCUGCAGCAGACGCAAGAUCCACUCACAAUCAAGACCGCACUACCAGACUUCACGAAAACGACACAUGUGUUCCUGCCAGUCAACGACUGCCGUAACGCAGCCGUCGCGGAGGGUGGUUCGCAUUGGUCCCUCUUACUGGUCUCGAUCAUUGACGGGGUUGCCUUUCACUACGACUCACUCGGUGACUGCAAUUACGACGAUGCCAGGCUAGUCGCGUACAAGAUCUCACAAUUACUCGGCAAGCCACUCAAGUUCAUCAACCUCGAAGACUCGCCUCGGCAGGACAACAGCAUGGACUGUGGAGUGUUCGUGUGUCUGCUCAUGCAACACUUGCUGAUCACGCGGCUGCUUAAGGCACAUGCGCAGGACAAGAUCUCCAUGAGCAUGCGCGGAAAGGAGGUGGAUGCAUACGGUGGUAGGAAGGAAAUGAUGCGCAUCAUCGACGCGAGGCGGAAGGAGGGCGAGCGACGAAGAUCUCGCAGCCACAGUCCGAACGUGUCGCAGUCAAAGUCGAAGAGCCCGCCUCGCAUUGGUGCCGAAAACGAUGGUGCUUAG